This is a messenger RNA of Striga asiatica, 1814 nucleotides long. The record is from the annotation of a GenBank genome assembly. Lineage: Eukaryota; Viridiplantae; Streptophyta; Magnoliopsida; Lamiales; Orobanchaceae.
AGAAACCCCCCAUUCUCCACUUAUCGUCCAAAUGCAAGAUCCUCUCAACAAUAAUAUUACGUCAUUGCUUGCGCAUGCAUCAGCACAAAUCCGCUACAGACCGCUCUAUAUAAACCCCGCUACCAGCUAACCACACGAUCCCACACACCAGAAACUUCCCGAGAUUUUCAUCUCAUCGACUUGCCCUUGAAGCUUCGGACCUCGACCCAAAUGGCUGCAUCGUAAACUCUCCAUGUUUCUAUUUUCUCCUCUUUUGUUUUAUUUUGUUUUGAUUUUUUUUAUAUUGUGUGUGUCCGAAUUUUGACGUCGAUCGAGCCUCUCAGAGUGAUUUUCGUUAUUUUUUUGUCUUUUUUGUUUUUGUCACUAAUUUGUUUUUGGCAGAAAAGAUGCUUAAUUUCGUGCGUGCUUGUUCAUAGUCUGGAACUUGAUCGGAGAUUUUUUUUUUGGUUGAAAAUUCUACUUGUCAAUGGUGUUAAUUGGUUGUGCUUGUUUGAAAUUUACAGUGCCGUACAAGAAGUUCUUCCUCCCUCGCUGGAUUCUUCUUCAGAGCCUCCACCUCUCUUUGAUGGAACAACUAGGUUGUAUAUCAAUUAUCAGUGCCCAUUUGCUCAGCGUGUGUGGAUUGUGAGGAACUAUAAGGUGUGUCAUUCGAAGAAUUUUCCAACCUGAUCUGGGAUUUACAGGCUUACAGCCUUAGCUUGGUUUUACAUUCCAAUUCCCUGUUUCUCGGAUUUUUUUGACUUAUUGUCGAUCAAAAUCGUUUUGUCUCCAAAUGGCUGAAUGUAUCCAGGGUUUACAUGACGAGAUAAAACUGGUCCCAAUUGACCUCCAAAAUAGGCCUGCAUGGUACAAGGAGAAAGUGUAUCCUGAAAACAAGGUGCCGGCACUGGAGCACAAUGGUAAAGUUAUUGGAGAAAGCUUGGACUUGAUCAAAUAUAUAGAUGCCAACUUCAAAGGCCCAUCUCUUUUACCGGAUGACCCGGCCAAACAGAAGCUUGCUGAAGAGUUAAUUGCCUACUCGGGCACGUUUGUAAAAAACGUGUUUUCAUCAUUCAAAGGAGAUGCUGUUAAACAAGCAGGUGCUGAAUUUGAUUACUUGGAGAAUGCCCUCCAAAAGUUUGACGAUGGACCUUUCUUCCUUGGUCAGUUUAGCNGUAUAGGUGGAUGCUGCUUAUGCUCCGUUUAUCGAGAGGUUUCAUAUCUUUCUGAAUGAAGUGUGGAAAUAUGAUAUUACAUCUGGCAGACCAAAAUUAGCUGUUUGGGUCGAGGAAAUAAACAAGCUUGAUGCUUACAAGCCGACCAAGUGUGACCCAGGACAUCUCAUCCCUUUAUAUAAAAGCCGUUUUUUGGCUUAAAGCUGUAUGAUGAUGCUACUCGACUACGAGCUUACUGGCGCUAUAUUAUGUAAUAGAUUCUAAAUAAAAUUCUGGGAUGUGUUUGGCAAUAAUGUAGCUUGUAAUGUGUGUGUACCCUUGCAACUUUGUUACUUAUCAAGUAUCUUUGUUUAUGGUAAGUUAAAAAGUUAUGAUAGCCUGGCAAAAAUGGCAUUUGGUGUGUAUAUAUGCAUGUUAUCCUGAGAAGGAAUUUCCAGAGUAUAAUUUUAUGAUUAGAGGGUCAUGUUGGAAGGAAUCAUUUCUAGUUGUAAUAAUUGUACCCCAGGAAGAAAUUGUUGUACGUUGCUCUCAUUGUGGUAAAAGUCAAACUGCAGAAAACUAUUUGAACUUUGCAAUGCAAUUUUUUCAGAAGAUGAAAUUUUUAAUGAACCCUCAAUAAGUCCGAAGUAUGGUAAGUUUUAUGUUAGCCUGAUUGCAAAU